GUCUAGCAUACGGUCACUUGUUGCGGGCCUAUUAUAGAAAUAAAUUUGUGUUCUUCCUUUUAGCACUUGGCAAACGAUUGCCAUGGAUUUUGUGACAGCCAUUUCGACGGGUGCUGAUAUAGAGUAUACGGUUCACGAAUAUGCGUACGCAUUUUUGCAAGCGUUGACUUCAGAUCCCCACAAUUGGUGUACCAAGGUGUCAUAUAAAUUUGUCGGGCAAUGCUUCAAUGCACUGGGUAUAAGGUUUAUGGUUAGCAUGGAAGCAUUCGCAAAGAUGCCUCAGCAUCCGUACCGCAAUGACAACUUGGACUACGUCUUCAAUAGCGCCCCAUUCGUGCUGCAGGGAUUACACGAAUUUUUAAAUCAACUUCCUACUCUCCUGGCCACCUACGAUAAAGCACUCACCCGUAAAAACCAUGGCAGCAACGCUAAUAGAGAAUUCAACAUGCUUACGCGACCGCUACCGUGCUAUUUGCGAGUAGUUAGCAUAUGGUGCAAGGUGGUCGACGCGAUGAGCUGUAACGGGGAUCCAAACACAAAAGCUAUUGACAAAUUUCUACGCGAACCGUUGGCACGAGUGUCUUACAGCAUACUCCUGGGCUUAUCCAAACUACUGCCCGACUACGGCAUGGAAUUGCUUGAACUACCGGAGUUUUGUCGAACUUUGACCAUUAAUGUCCGCUUUGGCAUCUUCUAUGAAGAAACCCAUAACACUAUUCUGAAGCCGAUGCUGCGAUUAUUUCGGAAAUAUUCUUGGGUCUUUUGUGGUGUUCAUCAUAGCGCUCUUAAUUUUAUUUACUGCGUAUUUUGCGUUAAGUGGCCAAACAAUAGCAGCUAUGAGCGAGCCUACAAGUUUUUAAAAGAUCUACUCACAAGAUUCGCGCGCAACCAACUACGCGAUGAAAACGGCAAUCUCCUUCUCCGCAUUCUGACUGACGAAUUAAUUAGCGACAAAUUUGUGGCCAUACAAUUUCAUAUGCUGAGACCACAAACGGAUACUUAUUUGCUGAUGGCCACAUUAAAAUAUUUGCUGGAAUUGCAAAAUCACAUAACCAGCACAGAAAUUUUUCCAAUAUCCUUUCUAGAACGCAUACUACAGCUUGUGCUGCAAAUGCCACAAACACCGAUCACCUUGGUAAUUAGAGAAUUAGCAGCUGAGCUGUAUAUAAGCCUUGUGCACCGGCAGUACGAUGUGCAGGAGAUAGUCUUACAUGUGCUAAAGACUUUCAGCAAGAUGUCACACGGUAGAACCAUUUUAAACGAGCACGAGCAUGCCUUGACAGUGUUGAUGAAUUCGUUGCAACUAAUGAUCCAAUAUUGUAGCGCAAUGCAAAACUUUGCCUACUACAUAAGUAUUCUGAACUCAACUGACAUAGAAUUGGAGCUAAGACUACUCGCCACACAGUUCAUAUAUGCUCUGUUUGUUAUGCACACCAAGAAAUAUGGCCAGAGUGAGGAUGCUCAGGUGCAGAUUCACGAGCUAUUGCUACAGAUAGUCGAAAUAAUUGAGGGAACUCAUCAACAAGAGAUACGCGCUCUGUUAUUCAGCUUAUUCGAUUUGGUCGAUUUCAAUGCUAUCGCUGAACACAAUCCGGAAAAUAUAUUAAUUUCACUGGAGCGAUUUUGUCUGGACAAAUUUUUACAUGACGAAUCACUGUCAGAGUCUGAUUUCUACACGCUCUAUGCUAGCAUGAUUCGUUCAGUACGAGCAACAGGGAAUGAACAAAUACACACUCAUGUGGUGGAUACAUUAAGAGACGAGCACACAAACAUGCAAAACAUGUUCAGUGAACAGCUAACGCCUUCACCAGGGCAAUUGCAAACUUAUUUUAAUCAUUUACGACGCCUAAAUGUGCUCAUCAGACGCGACAAGUUGCCCAGACGGUUGAUACGUGAGAUGUAUCCUUCACUAGCCUCUAAUAUACCUCUGUGCGAGGGGGAACUGGCUGCACUUGGAUGUGAAACACUUGCCUAUAUGCUCUGCUCAUUGUGUAAAGGGGCAAACGUUAGUGACGCAGAUGAAGAAGUUCGCAGUUUGGUAAAGGAUUUGAGUACCACUUGUGUUCGCGAAAUGUCCGAAAUCUCUAUGGCAGCGACUACAACUGAGUUUAAAAGGGCCAAAAGCUUUUACAGCGCCAUUGCCCUACUGCUGCUUUGUCAACAGACCGAUGCGUGUGGCUACAGCGUCCUGGUGGAGCAUCUUGCACAAACGGCUCAAAUUCGCCAGACGUUCUUUUGUUCGCUGACCUCUAAUUACAUGCAGGAGAUGUAUUUGUUUUUUCAACUACUCCAUGCCAGCGAGCAUAUUUUGUUGCCAAGUAACAAAAUUUGGAAGCUGCUGCAACACUAUAAAAUGCAUCCAUCUGUGAAUGCUGUAGUCACCCAAGAAUUAAAGAAUCUGAUAGGUGUACUGAUAAAGCACAGACUGGAGAUGUACGCUACUGCCCUGCCAGUGGUUCUUCUACACAUUUGCACAGAAAACUCUAAUAAAAGUCGAGUGACCAAUGCGCUUCGAGGCCACGUGAAUCUCAUUAACCAAUAUGCCAGUGCCAAAGAAGCAUGGCUAUUGAAGGUGCACAUCUUUACUUCAACGUUGAAACUUAUUGUCAAAAGUUUGGCGGUGCGCAUACCUAUUAAUGAUUUAAGAAAUCGCAAUCGCUUGUCAUCGCUACCAUAUUUAAUGCCUUUGGUAUCGCAGCUCCGUCUCAAAAGAACUACUCUUCAGGAAAUUGCCCACUUGCUUUGUAGCUUGCAGGAACAAGUGCUGUGUGCAAGCGAGAUGCACAAUUUGGAUGCAUUCAUUUCUCAGAUGAGUGCCCAUAAAUAUCACUGUGAAGAAGACUGUGCUAUGUUAGCGCAAAAUUCCAAGUGUGUGGGACACUUAAAGCCAGAGCCACCAGGUCCCAUAGGCAUAUGGUUUCUAGAACCGAUUGACUGUGCAAACGCUACUCAGGAUGAACCAAUGAUCGUGGAUGUUAAUUGAAAUUUAAAUUGUAAACUAAUCUAUGAGAUUUUCAAUCACAAAUUUUUGUCUUAGGAAUUCAUUUUGUUUAACGUUCCAGAAGCAGUAGAUUUUGAAAUUAAUUUAAACACAAAUUCUGUAUUUGUAUUGACUUUAUAUUUAUGUUCAGU
This is a messenger RNA of Scaptodrosophila lebanonensis, 3132 nucleotides long. RefSeq lists its product as uncharacterized. The record is from RefSeq and is a predicted model, not a curated record. NCBI's taxonomy places the organism in Eukaryota, Metazoa, Arthropoda, Insecta, Diptera, Drosophilidae. The transcript has 12 exons. The coding region runs from base 83 to 2983 and encodes 966 amino acids.